CCUGUACUAUGUCCGCAGUCUCUGGUCAUCUCCUGUACUAUGUCCGCAGUCUCUGGUCAUCUCCUCUACUAUGUCCGCAGUCUCUGGUCAUCUCCUCUACUAUGUCCGCAGUCUCUGGUCAUCUCCUCUACUAUGUCCGCAGUCUCUGGUCAUCUCCUCUACUAUGUCCGCAGUCUCUGGUCAUCUCCUCUACUAUGUCCGCAGUCUCUGGUCAUCUCCUCUACUGUCCGCAGUCUCUGGUCAUCUCCUGUACUACGUCCGCAGUCUCUGGUCAUCUCCUGUACUACGUCCGCAGUCUCUGGUCAUCUCCUGUACUACGUCCGCAGUCUCUGGUCAUCUCCUGUACUACGUCCGCAGUCUCUGGUCAUCUCCUGUACUACGUCCGCAGUCUCUGGUCUUCUCCUGUACUAUGUCCGCAGUCUCUGGUCUUCUCCUGUAGUAUGUCCGCAGUCUCUGGUCUUCUC
Messenger RNA from Staurois parvus, 464 nucleotides. Lineage: Eukaryota; Metazoa; Chordata; Amphibia; Anura; Ranidae. The record is from the annotation of a GenBank genome assembly.